Aplysia californica (California sea hare) is the source of this 1701-nucleotide messenger RNA. Its product is annotated as carcinoembryonic antigen-related cell adhesion molecule 5-like. The record is from RefSeq and is a predicted model, not a curated record. Lineage: Eukaryota; Metazoa; Mollusca; Gastropoda; Aplysiida; Aplysiidae. The transcript has a single exon. Bases 1 to 1701 code for a protein of 566 amino acids.
AUGGAUGGGGUGGAGUCAGCUCUGAGCAACGAGAUCCUAUUGACCCGAUCUGUUCCCCCCGCCCAGCCCACGUUAAACGUAACACGUGAUCUUCCUGUGCCACCGGGAGAGAAUGUGACCUUGACAUGUACUCCGUUCACAGACGGUAAUGAUCUUGUUUAUUUGUGGAAGAAAAACGGUUCGGAUUUUAUCAGGCAAACACAAUCGACUCUCCAAAUCGUCCGUUUCUUGCCCGGAGACUCUGCCUCGUACACCUGUCAAGUUCAGAACACGACGUCACAGCUGCUAUCCCCCGAAAGUAAUGACAUACUUCUCCAGUUUUUUCUGACAACUCCGGAGUUGUCUGUUUACGCGUUGCCCAGAGUGGCCAGAGACAUGCCUAAAGAGACUCUCCAAGUAGUGAACGGUGAUGAUGUGGAACUCACGUGUAAGAGCCCUGACCCAGUUGAACGAUUCCUCUGGCAAACACCACAGGGCUGGACCACCAAUACGACGUCAUCUGAGACUUUUGAGUUGCGUAAUUUCCAGUCUGUUCAUGCCGGAAACUACACAUGUUUCUCAACGAUAGGAGAUGUAACCUCAGCACAAAGCAACAGCGUAACACUGGAGGACAGGAUUCCUGCCACGCCCACUUUGUCCGCUGACGUCUCAAUAGUGAUGUGGGGAUCUUCCGUUACAUUAACGUGCAACACGACGGACGUGGGAGUUAAGAACUACUUUUUCUUCCAUAGCUUUUGGAUUAUGAGACGAACGCCGACAUUUCAGUUGGACAACUUUGACCAAAGGUAUAUGGGAUCGUACAAGUGUCAAACAAAGGUAAGCAACAUCUUCUCACCGUCGAGCAAUUUUGUAACCUUGAGUCUCGCUGACCCCACGCCAUAUAUCCUCACCAACAAGUCGGCACCAUUUCCAGGGGAAAACGUUGAACUUAGUUGCUCUUCUACAGUAUCAACUUCUGUAGACUUUUCCUGGAAGCUCAAUGGAAAACCGAUGGCGAACGCAAGCACAGACACAAUCAGUGUCUCACACUUUGGAGAAGAUGACGUAGGCAACUAUACAUGUGACGUGGAAGUGUCUGAUGGCACAAUCUUUACUAGCAGCCCUUUGGAACUGUCCAUCAAUACGUCCAUACCGAAAUUUACAUCAUCUCUAACAAAUGUUCCUGAAGGUACUCUGGUGAAACUCUCUUGUCAAUCUCACAAUCCCAUGCAUCUCAGGUUCCGCUGGCAGAAAGAUGACGUCAUAUUCGGGGAAGGAGCUGCAUCCACAUUUAAGAUUUUAAAUUUCGAGAGUAAAGACGAGGGCUUAUACCGUUGUCUCGCAAGCGACAUCAGUCAAAACUGGACAUUGAGCACACCAGAAAAUCUAACCGUCAUUCCUUACAACUCACUUUGUAAAUGUAAGUGCAUUGCCAAUUCCACUAGUGUGGUACUCUCUUUGGAAGAAGUUCAAGAAGUGGCGGCAGACAUUCAACGCAAUUUAAGUGUGGACCACGCCCACCUCUCGUCUACCGUGAGAAAAGUGACGUCAGCACCCGAUGAACGAGCGUCCAGCAUGUCUACUGGUGCAGGGGCCAUCGCCAUGUUGUCUCUGGUCUUCUGCGCCAUCAUCAUCGCCGACUUGGUAUCUGCUAUCUAUUAUAUCAUGGCUACAGUCCAAGCUUGGCGGUUGCCGUUUGAUGGCAAAGUUCGUGUUUCCUAA